UACUAUUUAGAAUAAGGUAUCUAUCUACAUGUAGAAGCAGAUCAUUCCAGAUUUAACAUAAUUCAUAAACAAUACCAAUCACUUAUUUAUUUAUUUCACUUAGUACCAGAAUCGAAUUUGCCCCACAAAACCCCCAAUCACUCCAUGCUCUUCUUCCUUUUCAUGGUUCUACCCUCAGUUUCCCUCCUCCUGCACACCCCCAAAGUAUUAUAUAAACCCCUCUUGCUCCUUAACAAUUUAAUUAUCUCAUCACACUUUCUUCUUCCCACUGUCUUCUCUUCUCUCUCUCUCCCCAAUAUAUCUUCUUUAUAUCCUUUGCUGUUCAAUGGACAAGAACCAGAGGCAGGUUCGUCUCAUGAGGCAGUCCCUCUUUGAUCAGGGAUUUCUGGACGAGCAGUUUAUUCAGUUGGAGGAGCUGCAAGAUGAUGCUAACCCAAAUUUUGUGGAGGAAAUUGCUACAUCCUACUACCAAGAUUCAUCUAGAUCACUCCAAACCAUAGAGCUGGCGCUAGAGAAGACCCCUCAUGAUUUUAAUAAAUUGGACGGCUACAUGCAUCAGUUCAAGGGAAGUAGCUCAAGCAUCGGAGCCAAAAAGGUAAAAGCUGAGUGCCAACAGUUUAGGGAAUAUUGCAAGGCAGGAAAUGGAGAAGGAUGCAUGAGGACUUUCCAAGCAUUGAAGAGAGAACAUGCAACACUGAAGAAGAGGCUUGAGGCUUAUUUUCAGUUGGCAAGGCAAGCUGGACCUAUUGAGACAGCACGUCGCCCCAAGUGAAGAGAAAAUUAUUGACAGCCAGAGAGAGAGGCAGAGGCUACAAUUAAUUUGAGUGGUUGGUGGAUUUUGUACUAUGUAUGUGUUCCAACCUCUGUUAGAUUGUAUUAGGAGACUUAAUUAGGUGCUUUUGGAUUCUAAUAUCCCUGUAAGCUUUUCUCAAAAAAAAAAAAAAAAAAAAAAAAAUUUUCCCUGUAAGCUAUGCAAUUAAGUUUUUUUUCUUCAUGAUUAUCAUGUUCCUUGCUAGAAUAUGAAAUGGGCUUUAUUAUAUACAAUGAGAAUGCUUCAAAAUUUCUGGGGUUGGAUCAACACACCCUUGGUCUUGAGGCCCAAAUCAAUGCCCGCUAAAUUUAAAUCAAAUUCACCCUUACCAGAUAA
This is a messenger RNA of Prunus persica (peach), 1147 nucleotides long. RefSeq names its product histidine-containing phosphotransfer protein 4. The record is from RefSeq and is a predicted model, not a curated record. The transcript has 6 exons. Gene Ontology annotation, biological process: phosphorylation; cytokinin-activated signaling pathway; phosphorelay signal transduction system. The coding region runs from base 326 to 772 and encodes 148 amino acids. Lineage: Eukaryota; Viridiplantae; Streptophyta; Magnoliopsida; Rosales; Rosaceae. Gene Ontology annotation, cellular component: nucleus; cytoplasm. Gene Ontology annotation, molecular function: histidine phosphotransfer kinase activity; protein histidine kinase binding.